AGACUGUCAGGCAAGUCUGAGCCCAUUUUGUAGCUAGGCCAUUUUUUAGCACAACGGUGGAAAUAAAGCAGGCUGGGAAAAUGAAGCAGAUUUUCAUAAUUUUGACAGUUUUUGUGGCAUUUACGACGGCUAAAAAGAAUGCCACAUUUUACGAGGUGGAAGAACCGAUUCAAGAUCGCUAUAUAGUCGUUAUGCAGCCUGGCUAUGACAUGUCCCCAAUCAAGAAUCUUAUCCUUGGGGAUCGUUCUGGUAUCUUCACUGAUGCAGCUAUCAAACACACCUACUUUAAGACCAUUCGAGGAUUCUCAGUUAAACUGCCGAAAAGAGGACUUGAAAAGCUGCUAGCUAGAGAGGAGAUCAAGUACAUUGUCCAGGAUAGUGUUGUCCGAAUGUCCUCAGUGUCUUCAUGGGGCUUGGACCGUGUAGAUCAGAAGGACCUUCCUCUUGACGGAAAAGCAGAUUACACAGGUGAUGGCACAGGUGUUAAUGUUUAUAUUGUUGAUACUGGUAUUUAUCCUGGUAGUUUAUACUUCAAUGGUCGAGCCGAAGUUGCCUUUGAUUCUAUAGAAGACCAUCAGGGUCCAGCUUACGGUAUCGACUGCAAUGGUCAUGGUACUCAUUGUGCAGGGACGAUAGGAGGAGAUUUGUUUGGAGUGGCACCUGGUGUUAAACUCUACGGGGUUCGUGUUCUAGACUGUGAAGGGAAUGGAAACUCGGCUAAUGUCCUUGCAGGUCUUGAAUACGUAGCGAAUUCUGCCAAGUCUCCCGCCGUUGCAUCUAUGUCUCUCGGUGGUAAAUCCAAUCCAGCUAUAGAUGAAGCUGUGGAGGGUAUCAUCAAGGCUGGAGUAACAGUAGUGGCGGCUGCUGGAAACUCCAACAAGGAUGCGUGUUCUUAUUCCCCUGCUAGAGUUAAAGAGGCGAUUACGGUAGGUGCUACAGGUUCAAACGAUAAGAAGGCACAUUUCUCCAACUCCGGUGAAUGUAUCGACAUCUUUGCUCCUGGGGUUGCUAUUCCUAGUGUUGGGAUUGGAGGUGUAGAGGACUCCAUUAUACUUGAUGGUACAUCUAUGGCCUGCCCACAUGUUGCAGGUGCUGCGGCAUUAUCUAUCGGAAACGCCAAUGGAAUGGCACCAUCAGAUGUCAAGACUAAGAUUGAAAACGAAGCCACCGAAGGAAAGAUAACCGGCAUCUCACCCGAUACCCCUAACCGGCUACUCUUCAUACCUUAGGAUUUUGAUUCGCUUUUAAUAAAUUUACUCGUAGGAACAAGUAUGCAUAAAUAAACAACAAGAACUAUAGAUUUGGAUUAAGUGGUGGAAUAAGUUAUCCUAAACUGUAUAUACCUCAUGAACCAACUAACCUCGACAAUUCAGACUAAAACAUAAAAUAAGAAAGAAAAAACUUCGUCUCUGCUAUCUUAUGUAAUUUUCCACAACUCAUUUGAUAGUAAGAUAAUAGAGUUGUACAUCUAUGUAAUAAGAUGGAUACUGGAAAAACAUCGGAUGGUAUUCUGAGUUUGUUUAAUCGAUGUGCUGGAGACACGAAAUUGGGAUAGGUUGCUAUUUGUCUUUGUGAGGGUGCUGAGGCAGCCUAUCAUUACCGCAUAGCAAAAACUGUGGUGUUAACCGGUGUACAUAGAGGACCACACCAGUUAUUUUACACCGGUGUAUGUUAAAUUGGUG
Molecule: messenger RNA, 1682 nt
Organism: Lytechinus variegatus (green sea urchin)
Lineage: Eukaryota; Metazoa; Echinodermata; Echinoidea; Temnopleuroida; Toxopneustidae
Product: aqualysin-1-like
Exons: 8
Coding region: 81-1229 (382 amino acids)
Biological process (GO): proteolysis
Molecular function (GO): serine-type endopeptidase activity
Source: RefSeq, a predicted model, not a curated record